AUAAUAAAAUCAUGAAAGUUGGACUUCUUAUUGGGUUGCUUUUGCCCAAAAACCAUAAGGUAUAAAACCUUCCUAUCAAAAAUGAAUAAUUAAGUUAUAAAAUCCCAGGGACCUUGUUCAAGGAGAGUCAAUCUUCAAUGGUCACUUCACUUCUGAAGCUCCUCUCCAUCUUCUUCUUCCUCAUCUCCCUCUUCACCCCACAUGCACUUUCUUAUGAUUCAAGCGAAUGUGCUGAGCCGACCAAAGCGGGUUGCACCGAUAAAUCCGGAGCAUUGACCCUUAAGCUCAUAGCCUUAUUCGCCACUCUAGCCUUUAGCGUGAUCGGCGUGAGUGCGCCUCUCUUCGCCUCCUCGAUCCCUGCUGUUCAACCUGGCCGGAGCUUAUUCCUGAUUGUCAAGGCCUUUGCUAGCGGAAUCAUACUCGGUACCGCGUUCAUGCACGUCCUGCCGGACUCAUUCUACGACUUGUCCUCGGGUUGUCUCAAUGAAAAUCCGUGGCAUAAUUUCCCUUUUACUGGUUUUGUGGCAAUGAUGUCGGCUUUAGUGACUUUAAUGUUGGAUUCAUUGACAACGAGCAUAUACACGCAGAAGGCCAGCGCUGGAGUCAUCCCAGGAGAUGAAGCCACCGGAGGAGAUCAAGGGAAGGCGGAAGAAGGUGGUGUUGGACAUUUUCAUGGACACCAUCAUCAUGUUCCAUCAAAUCCAGGAAAGGGUGCAUCGCAGCUUGUGCGUAACCGCGUUAUUGCCAUGGUCAGAAAAAAUUUCUCUACUGAUAGAUGUAUAUAUAUGUGCAUAAUAAUUAUCGAUUCAUUAGAGUUAAAACAAUUUUGAUUGAUUUUUAACAUAAGAUUUUUGUUUGAAUUGUUGAUUAGUCUCUCUUUCGGGAUCUAUCAUGCUAUGAUAAAUUAAUUCUCCUUGAUUAUUUUAGAUUCUGUUUAUUAUAGUUUUGGUUAUAAAUUUUGAGAUUUUAU
This is a messenger RNA of Rubroshorea leprosula, 970 nucleotides long. NCBI's taxonomy places the organism in Eukaryota, Viridiplantae, Streptophyta, Magnoliopsida, Malvales, Dipterocarpaceae. The record is from the annotation of a GenBank genome assembly.